Messenger RNA from Oncorhynchus keta (chum salmon), 2174 nucleotides. RefSeq names its product zinc finger protein 239-like. Gene Ontology annotation, molecular function: DNA-binding transcription factor activity, RNA polymerase II-specific; RNA polymerase II cis-regulatory region sequence-specific DNA binding. The record is from RefSeq and is a predicted model, not a curated record. The transcript is spliced from 2 exons. Lineage: Eukaryota; Metazoa; Chordata; Actinopteri; Salmoniformes; Salmonidae. Bases 230 to 1261 code for a protein of 343 amino acids. Gene Ontology annotation, biological process: regulation of transcription by RNA polymerase II.
AACAGCUCGUCAACCACCUCGGUAUCUUGCUAGCCAACAUAGCCGAAAGAUUCAAGCUAUUUAUACGCUUUCGGUCUAUAUUGGCUUCUGUGUUUUAGAAGUACUUCUGUCGUAUCUACUUGUUAACCUAUUUAAUAUUACGUUAUUUUGUAUUAGUCAGCUAUAGUAGCUGGCUGGUUAAGUUAGCAUUAGCCUAGUAGCUAAUGAUACAUAACUAACAUCCCCGAACAUGAGCUCCCUAAACAUCUCCCCUCCUGUUAAAGAAGAGGAGAUCUGCUGGACGGAGAAAGAAACUCUGGGGCUGAACAUUGUCGUGAAAGAGGAGAGGGAAGAGGAGGAUGUCACAGUAAAAAAAGAAGUAGAGGGUGAGGCUGUUACUGUGAAAGAUGAAGAGAAAGACGUUACAGUAAAAGAAGAGGAAGACUCGUUCAGAGUGAAAGAGGAGGAGGAUGUUCCAGUAAAAGAAGAGGAAGAGAAAGAGGAGGGUGUAGUGUUUGGAGUGAAGAAGGAAGGAAAGGAGGAGACGGAAGGAGAGAGAUGUGAACUUCGUGGAUCCUCUGGGGAGCCUCAACAACAUCAUGAAGCUGACGAGGCAGAGAAGAGUCUCUCCACAUCAGAACACCACAAGAAACAACAUCAGAGACCCACAGGAAAGAAACCUCACUGCUGCUCUGACUGUGGGAAACGUUUCAAAUCUUCAUCAGAAUUGAAAAAACACCAGCGAUUACACACAGGAGAGAAGCCUUAUAGCUGUAAUCAAUGUGGGAAGAGUUUUACUCAGUCAAGCCACCUGGUAUCACACAAGAGAACACACACAGGAGAGAAGCCUUAUAGCUGUGAUCAGUGUGGCAAGAGUUUUACUCAGUCAAGUAGCCUGGUAUCACACCAAAGAACACACACAGGAGAACAGCCAUAUAGCUGUGAUCAGUGUGGCAAGGGUUUUACUCUGUCAACCAACCUGGUAUCACACCAGAGAACACACACAGGACAUCAGCCAUAUAGCUGUGAUGUAUGUGCAGACAGUUUUACUACAUCAAGCCAGCUGGUAGUACACCAGCGAGUACACACAGGAGAGAAACCUUAUAGCUGUAAUCAGUGUGGGAAGAGUUUUACUCAGUCAAACAGCCUGAAAUCACACCAGAGAACACACACGGGAGAGAAACCUUAUAGCUGUGAUCAAUGUGACAAGAGAUACUCUCAUUCAAGUAGUCUGAUUAAACAUCAGAAAAUACAUGCUGGAGAUCCACGGAGUGUGGAAUGAUCAACACCAGACCUGGGUAGCAGAACACAGAGUGGGGAAUGAUCUCCAACACAAGACCUAUAUACAGUUGAAGUCAUAAGUUUACAUACACCUUAGCCAAACACAUUUAAACUGAGUUUUUCACAAUUUCUGACAUUUAAUCCUAAUAGAAAUUCCCUGUCUUAUGUCAGUUAGGAUCACCACUUUAUUUUAAUGUGAAGUGUCAGAAUAAUAGUAGAGAGAAUUAUUUAGUUCAGCUUUUAUUUAUUUCGUCACAUACCCAGUGUGUCAGCAGUUCACAUACACUCAAUUAGUAUUUGGUAGCAUUGCCUUUAAAUUGUUUAUCUUGGGUCAAACGUUUCGGGUAGCCUUCCACGAGCUUCCCACAAUAAGUUUUGUCCCAUUCCUCCUGACAGAGCUGGUGUAACUGUGUCAGGUUCAUAGGCCUCCAUGCUCACACACACACUUUAUUUUUUAUAUUUUUUAUUUCACCUUUAUUUAACCAGGUAGGCUAGUUGAGAACAAGUUCUCAUUUGCAACUGCGACCUGGCCAAGAUAAAGCAAUUCGACACAUACAACAAGUUACACAUGAAAUAAACAAAACAUACAGUUAAUAAUACAGUAGAAAAAAGAAAGCAAGUCUAUAUACAGUGAGUGCAAAUUAGGUAAGAUAAGGAAGUUAAGGCAAUAAAUAGGCCAUGAUGGCAAAAUAAUUACACUUUAGCAGUUAAACACUGGAAUGGUAGAUGUAUUGUUACACCAUGUAUUUUUUUUUUUUUUUUAACCUUUAUUUAACCAGGAAAGUCAGUUAAGAACACAUUCUUAUUUUCAAUGACGGCCUGGGAACAGUGGGUUAACUGCCUGUUCAGGGGCAGAACGACAGAUUUGUACCUUGUCAGCUCGGGGGUUUGAACUCGCAACCUUCCGGUUACUA